CGGCCAGAGCCAGCGUAGGAGAUGGAGCCGGGUGGCAGUAUAAGAGCCGAAAGGACAUGUUUUGAUGACUUUUGAUUGAAGUUUCAUAGUUUUUCAGACAACCAAUGGCGGAUGUAGCAAAGGACUUAACCGCCGGAACAAUAGGAGGGGCGGCACAGUUGAUAGUUGGACACCCUUUUGAUACCAUCAAGGUCAAACUUCAAAGUCAACCCGUCCCUCCACCGGGUCAGCUCCCUAGAUAUUCUGGUGCAAUAGAUACCGUUAAACAAACAAUAGCAGCAGAAGGUCCACGGGGUCUAUACAAAGGCAUGGGUGCCCCUCUUGCCACUGUGGCAGCUCUAAAUGCUGUUCUGUUUACAGUUAGAGGGCAAAUGGAAGCACUUUUGAGGUCUGAGCCCGGUGCACCCUUAAACGUGAACCAGCAGGUGGUUGUUGGAGCCGGUGCUGGAGUUGUUGUUGCCAUUUUGGCCACCCCAACUGAGUUAGUCAAGUGCAGGUGGACCCCCAUAAAGCUUGGUGUUAACAUGCUAACUCGGAUCCAUUUCACGAGAAUCAGUUAGCUGGUGAACCAACACAAGAAUUCUGCAAUGGCAUCCUCUUCUUUGGUAUGAUCUACAUCAGCAACAAACUUGAGCAUGCCUUUGGCAUUCCAAUAUCUUCUUGGCUACUUGGAGAGAGAACCGCUUCCUCCAAGAAUCUCCUUGGCUCCGGUUCCAAA
Molecule: messenger RNA, 718 nt
Organism: Helianthus annuus (common sunflower)
Lineage: Eukaryota; Viridiplantae; Streptophyta; Magnoliopsida; Asterales; Asteraceae
Product: mitochondrial carnitine/acylcarnitine carrier-like protein
Exons: 3
Coding region: 105-560 (151 amino acids)
Biological process (GO): mitochondrial L-ornithine transmembrane transport
Molecular function (GO): L-ornithine transmembrane transporter activity
Source: RefSeq, a predicted model, not a curated record